GAAGUGGGCGUGGCUCCUGGAAAGGCCAAGUUUGGACUGGCAGCGAGCCGGAAGUAGGUUGGAGGUGUGGCGGAAGUGGUUGGGAAGUGAGGAGCCUGGAGGGGGCGGUUCCCGUUCCACUGCGGAGCCGGAUGUUUGCAGAGCUUUGACAGGCGUGGCAGCGAGAGCAGCGCCCGAGCUCGGUUUGUCUCAGGUUCUGCUGUGGACUCAGCCAUGGACCCACUCUCCGAGCUGCAGGAUGACCUGACCCUCGACGACCCCAGCCUGAACCAGCUCAAGCUGGCCUCCAUCGAUGAGAAGAACUGGCCCUCGGAUGACAUGCCUGACUUCCCCAAGUCAGAUGACUCCAAAAGCAGCUCUCCAGAGCCUGUCACACACCUGAAGUGGGACGACCCUUACUACGACAUCGCCCGGCACCAGAUCGUGGAGGUGGCAGGAGAUGACAAGUACGGGAGGAAGAUCAUUGUGUUCAGUGCCUGCCGGAUGCCGCCCAGCCACCAGCUGGACCACAGCAAGCUCCUGGGGUACCUGAAGCACACGCUGGACCAGUACGUGGAGAGCGACUACACGCUGCUCUACCUGCACCAUGGCCUGACCAGCGAAAACAAGCCCUCGCUCAGCUGGCUGCGCGAUGCCUACCGAGAGUUCGACCGCAAGUACAAGAAGAACAUCAAGGCCCUGUACAUUGUGCACCCCACUGUAUUCGUCAAAACCCUGCUCAUCCUUUUCAGGCCCCUCAUUAGCUUGAAGUUUGGGCGGAAGAUCCUCUAUGCGAACUACCUGAGCGAGCUCAGUGAGCACCUGAAGCUGGAGCAGUUGGGGAUCCCCCGCCAAGUGCUCAAGUACGAUGACUUCCUCAAGUCCACUCAGAAGAGCCCCGCGACAACCCCCAAGCCCAUGCCUCCUUGGCCGCCUCUGCCCAACCAGCAGUUCGGGGUGUCGUUGCAGCACCUGCAGGAGAAGAGCCUGGGGCAGGAGCCCAUCCCCGUCGUGCUCAGGGACACCGUCGCAUACCUGCAGGCCCAUGCUCUCACCACCGAAGGCAUCUUCCGGAGGUCAGCCAAUACCCAGGUGGUCCGUGAGGUGCAGCACAAGUACAACAUGGGCCUGGCCGUGGACUUCAACCAGUACAAUGAGCUGCACCUGCCUGCCGUCAUCCUGAAGACCUUCCUGCGAGAGCUGCCUGAGCCCCUGCUCACCUUUGACCUGUACCCCCACGUGGUGGGCUUCCUCAACAUCGAUGAGAGCCAGAGGGUGGAGGCGACGAAGCAAGUGCUCCAGACGCUACCCGAGGAGAACUACCAGGUCCUUCGCUUCCUGACUGCCUUCCUGGUGCAGGUUUCUGCCCACUGCGACCAGAACAAGAUGAGCAACACAAACCUGGCUGUGGUUUUCGGCCCUAACCUGCUGUGGGCCAAGGAUGCCGCCAUCACCCUUAAGGCCAUUAACCCCAUUAACACCUUCACCAAGUUCCUCCUGGAUCAUCAAGGGGAGCUCUUCCCCAGCCCCGACCCCAGGGGGCUCUGAGCCCAGCCCUGCCCUCCGGCCCUUCUGUUAUCCCGUCCUACUCUUCCUCCUGGCUUCUGCCUCAGGGGAGGCAGGGCACCUGCCCAGGAUGGGCUGCAAAGCCUCCAGGGUCGGAAUCUGUCGGAACCACCACUCCCCCGCUCUGCCCAGCCCUCCUGUCCCUAGGACAUUUGUCUUCGCCUUACACUUCUCACUGCCUCUCUGGAUGGGCAGCUCCUGCAGGGCUUGGCUGGUCCAGCUGGAGAAGGACUGAACCUCAGUAACCCCUUUUCUGCUUUUUCUGCCUCUGUUUCCCCGGCAGUGGGAUGACCAGAUCCCUGCUGGCUGGGCUGGGCCUACGGCUGGUACCGGGAUGGUCUUACCUUUCCAAAGGCUGGGGAGUGAACAGCCAAACUCCGAGGCGUGGCCUGGCCAUGCCCCCAGCGCUUCCCUGUCUGGGUCCGAUUGCUCUGCCUUUAGAAGUCCCACGAUAUCAUGGCAUAGAUGCAGCCCCUGUGCCUCUCCUCUCGCUCACGGCUCAGCCCUGGGUCCCUUGCAGCUGAGGAAUGCCAGGCUGGAGCUUUCUGCUUUCCGGGCCUGCUUUUCCCAAGUGGCCCUGUUCCCAGGGUCCUAACCCCCUGGUUCUGUCAGGACUGGCAUCCUGGAUGCAGGACCCAGGGUCCCCAUGUCCACUGGAAAUGGCCACACUCCCUCUCUCCAUGGUGGCUCCUCCUCCAGCCAGGGGACUCUGGGCUGGUGCUGAGGCUCUCCGGUACCCACUAGAGGGGCAGAGAUUUUGCUAAUAGACCAAACCCGGCAGGGGGUCCUAGCAUUGUCCCCGAGGGUGUCUGGUGCCUACCAUUGUUGUCAGAAAGCCUGGGCUCCGAUGAUGGUUGACAUUCCUCAUUUCUCCCUGGCUGGUAACCUCUCCCUGCAGUCUUGUGCCCUGGGAGCAGGGAAGUACCACAGUGAUCCUGUGACCACGGCGAGGGCCAGGCAGGACACCUGCACAGCCUGUACUGUGGGGAUCCUCCUGGACUGACUGGUGGCCUGGCUUCCUGUCCAUCCUGUCUCGGGGCUGGCCUGGGCCUCUGGGCUCCCUGCCACCUUUGUAUAUCGAGUGUUGCUCACAGCCCCAUUUCCUGGGGAGCCUUCAGGAUCUCUUCUGUCCCCUGCCCCACUAGAGUGUACCCAGGGACAGUGGUCCUGUGAAUCGAGUGUUCACAUCCACACCUAAUGAGUUCCUUGGCACCAAUCCUGUAUUUCACCAUUUGCACUUUUUAUAUUUCAAUAAAAAUGGAGAUGGAAAACUG
Heterocephalus glaber (naked mole-rat) is the source of this 2819-nucleotide messenger RNA. RefSeq names its product Rho GTPase activating protein 1 (gene Arhgap1). Gene Ontology annotation, biological process: small GTPase-mediated signal transduction; negative regulation of endocytic recycling. The record is from RefSeq and is a predicted model, not a curated record. Lineage: Eukaryota; Metazoa; Chordata; Mammalia; Rodentia; Bathyergidae. Gene Ontology annotation, molecular function: GTPase activator activity. Gene Ontology annotation, cellular component: cytoplasm.